UUCCAGUAAAACAUCCUGUUAGAUUUCCAGGAAUUCUAAACGGCAAACUAUAUAAAAGUGAAUGUCUAAGAAACCUGAUAAACAGUCGAUGGAAUAAUCUGAGAUGGACUGGAUUAAAUUGUGUUUGCUUGUUGGCAGCAUUUUCGCUUCUAGCGAAGGUGCUAAAGAUUACCAUUUCGUGGUUGCUCCAAACGUAAUAAGGUUUAAUAAUCCAGAGACAGUACUAGUCAAUAUAUUUGGCAACAGUCAAAAUGUACAGGUAUCGGUUUGGCUUGAGUACAGGGGGAAUCCCUUUUCUAAGUCAACUGUCACCGUUCCAGAUCAGGCAUCCCCAGUUUACACAACAGUAAACGUGACAGAGUCGGAUAUUUUCAACACUGUUAUAAACGACAAACCAAGAAUUAUCAAUCUUUGCUCACAACGCGGAAACGAGAACAAAAUAUGCAAUGCCGUAGUACUCAGCUACAAGACGGGGUAUCUGAUCGUACAGACGGAUAAACCUAUAUAUACUCCACUACAGGACGUGAAGAUAAGAGUUUUAGCCCUUGAUGAGUCAUUGAAGAGGGUGUCGGGUGAUCAAUGGCAAAUACAUCUGGACAUCGUCAGUCCCUCAAACCUGACUCUUGGGAGAAGAGUUUUUACGAGCACAAGUUCAAGUGGGUUUUACCAAAAUGCAUUUUCCUUACCGCCUUACCCGGAAAUUGGAACAUGGACAGCUCGUGCCUUCUAUGGCGGCCAUUAUGAAACGGUAGCAAGAUCCCAAUUUCAAAUUGAGGAAUAUGUCCUGCCAACAUUCGGUGUCACCAUUGACGUGUCACAGCAAUACAUUUUGAUGAAUCAUCCCAAUGAUUCUAAGAUUGACUUCACUGUCAUAGCAAAAUAUGUGUACGGAAAGCCGGUAGCAGGAAAAGCAAGAUUGUCUUUCAAUGUAACAUAUGCGAAUGGGCAAAGUGAAUAUCUCUUCAGCAUGGACCGAAAAGAACUUGAGCGGGGUAUGGCUGAAUUCAGUGUAAACAUUGUUGGGUCUGAGGAGCUUAGGAAGUUACAAUAUCCGGAUGGAGGUCGACUUGUAGCUAUUGCUACAGUGUUUGAAAGUGCGACAGGGAAAGAGGAAAACAUGUAUAACGACGAAACAGUUUUCGCUAGAGAACCAUUCAUUUUCAAAUUUACUAGAUCAAAGCGAUUUUUUAGACCAGGAAUGGGAUACUAUUUAAAGGUUGAUUUGAACAUGCCAAACGGUGUCCCUGCUAAAGGUCAGAAAAUAACAGUGGAGCAAAUUAAUGACAAUGGUGGGGUUGUUGAAACUGAAGAAGCAUUGACAGAUAGCGACGGACAAGCACUUGCUAUUUUUGAGAAUACAGCACAGAGUAACCGUCUUAGAUUCAAGGUCAUUGGAUCACGCGAUGCACAAAGACAAGAAAGCGAUAUAUUUGAAGUUAUAGGGUAUGAUGAUAAAAACCAAAUUCUAGUGGAGCGCGUUACCACCGACGACAACAUUAUGUUAAUGAAUGCUUUCUCAAAUGUACAGCUCGGAAAUGCCGUGUCGAGUUACACUGGAAUGUUGUUUGUGGUUGUAACAAGAGGUAAAAUUGUCCACGCGGUUUUCAAGCAAGCUAGCAACAAAGCAGUCGAACAAAUUGAUGAUUUUUUGCAAGAAUUAAUCAAUCCCACAGCAAGGCUGUUGGUGUUUUACGUAGACGAAAACUCGAACAAGGUUGUCGCAGACUCUAUCAAAAUUGACGUUGAUGCAAAAUGUAGAGGAAGAGGGUUAUCUUUAAAACCUGAUAGUGUUGCGCCGUUACCUGGAACAAGAGAUCAGCUGACUAUAACUGGAACACCUUUUUCUUGGGUUGGCCUCAAUGUCAUUGAUAAGGCCUUGUUGCUUCUGAAUGAUAAAAACAUUUUGGUGAAAAAUAAGAUGUUCGAUGUUUUAAGGUCACAUGACCUUGGAUGCGGUGAAGGUAGUGGUAAAAAUAAUGGAGAUGUUUUUAAGAACGCAGGAUUUUCUAUUUUGACCAAUGCUGAUGUUGAUCGUGUUAUGUACCGUGUACAAGAAGGAUGUGAUUCAAACGCUCGUAAAAGACGUUCUGCUGAUGAUUGCAAUGGUGCUGAUGAGCGAUGUUGUGUAUAUGGUAAAUGGUAUGCUGAGACAGUUAUUAACGAAACUGCAAAGGAAGAAAGGGCAAAAUUAGAUCCGUACACUUUGUGCUACUCUGCUGCAAAGAAAGCAUUUAAAACUAACCACUAUGAAAUCAGAUGCAUACAGUCUAUCUUGCACUCAUGUAUAGAUAUGAUGGUGUCAUUGAUUUCCGAGGUUACUCAACUUUCGUCCAGGUCAUUAGAAGACGCCGUCAGUCAUUAUGCACAAGAUUUGGAGUUCCUCGCAAACGAGAAAGUCAGACCUCAUAAACGAACUGAUUUCAGGGAGUCCUUCAUGUUUGAAGAAGUACAGUUAGAUCUAAAAGGAAAAGAAAGUAAAGCAUAUAGUUACCCGGAUUCAAUAACAGAAUGGAUGAUACAAGCUAUUGGAAUAACUGAAAACAUUGGGAUGUGUAUUGCUGAUCCAGUAGAUGUAAGAGUCUUUAGGAAAUUUUUCAUCCAACUAGACCUUCCAUACAAAGCAACAAGAUUUGAAUUAUUUGACGUUAAGGCUACACUGUUUAAUUACGGACAGGAAAAUGAUCCACCUAAAUCAGCAAACAUGUACUUGGAGGCAGUGGAUGGUUUAUGUUAUGGUACAGCACCGGGUAAGCCCUCGCCAAGAAAAAUAAUUGAAGUGGGUCCAAACAGUGCCACAACUGUCCGAUUUCCUUUGAUACCAUUGAAAGCGGGAAAAUUUUCGGUGAAAAUUACAGCCAUCGUCACUGAAGCGGGAAUGCCAAUGGUUGACAUUAUCGAAAAAAAUCUCUAUGUUGUGAACGAGGGUAUUCAGGAAAUUAUAACAAUUCAAGCUUGUCUAGAUCCAAACAAGCAACGUGAAGACUGUGAAGAUAGCGACAGAGUAAAUACAAAUGUUAAAUAUUCCAACACUGGACAUGCACAGCAAGUAUCUAUAGUCGACCUUUCAUUACCAAAUAUAGCAAUCCAAGGUACCGGAUCGGCUAUAGCAUAUUUACAAGCAAAUGUCAUGGAUAACGUAGUGCAAACUAUACUUAGCGGCGUUGAUAGCUUAUUCCGAUGUCCACAUGGUUGUGGAGAGCAGACGAUUGCCACAACCGCCCCAAAUGUCUACGCCAUGAUGUAUCUGAAGCAAACCAAUCAGGUCACGGCAGAUCAUGAGGUCACCGGCAAUACUCAUAUUCGAGAUGGUGUAAAUAGAGAGAAGAGCAUGUUCCGACAUUCAGAUGGCUCCUACUCCUGUUGUAAUAAUGACAAACAUACUGGCAUUUACAGAGCAACAAGUGUUUGGUUGACAGCGUUUGUAGCCAAAGUAUUCUGUCAUGCUAACACUGUUGUCGAUGAUCUUCUAGACGAGAAAAAUGAUCUUCAUCCAACCAUAACCUUUUUGAAAAAUCACAUGAACGCGAAAGGGGAAUUUAAGGAGAUACAAGACACAAGGUUCGGUUCAUGGUUAAAGGGAGCUACAGAAGCAGGACAUACUCCUUCACUCACUGCCUUUGUUUUAAUAAGUCUGUUGGAGUGUAAUGUAAUGCAGUCGAGCUUAAAUCAUACUAUUGAUCUUGCAACAAAGUACCUAGAAACUUUGGACACAACUUGGCUGAAAAACAGACCGUUUGAUCUUGCAAUAACCACAUACGCUCUUGCUUUGGCUAAAAGUGAACACAUGAUGACAUUUAAGAACAUGUUAGUGUCGAUUGAAAAGUCAAAUGGGAAAAAUAUUUACUGGGCAAAACCUGGCAAUAGUGCGACAGAUGCUUAUGCUGUUGAAACAACGGCUUACGCUCUUUUGGCAAUGUUGAAGUUUGAUGACAUGGCGAAGGCUGCUCACAUUGUACGAUGGCUGACAUCGCAACAAAAUGCACAAGGCGUUUUUAAAAGCACACAGGACACUGUGGUUGGUCUGCAAGCACUUUCCCAGUACAACAUCAGGACGUUCUCGCCGUCUGUAAACCUUAAAGCGACAUUUACCGCAAAUGAUUGGAAAGGACAACAAUUAUCACUGAAAAAUGAAAAGUUUAAACUACAAAAAAUUUCUGACAAGUUGCCAGUUGAAAAGGGUGACAGUAAAUUGAACGUGUUGGUGACUGGUUCAUCUGGAAGUGGAAGAAUGAGGAUUGAACUACGUUAUAAUCGACCUGCUAAGAGCAACGAAACUUGCCCGUUUAAUAUAUCAAACAUUGAUGUGGGCGACGUAUACAAACCCCUGAGUGAUCGAAAUAUAUCCAAACUUGGGAAAUGUGACGUGUGCGGCACAUGUUAUGCUAAUCCUACAGUACCGAACUAUAAUUCGCUCACAACAAAGGCUCCUGUUAUUGUAAAUAUACCGAAAUUUGGGAGGAAAAAAAGGCAAGCUCAAGCCAAUCUUGAAGAUAACAUGAAGUGUAUUCGAUUCAGUGUAAGUGCACUUCCGGGCAACAAGCAUGGGAUGUCUAUGAUAUACUUCAACUUGGAAACUGACGUCACAGUUCUAAAAGAAGAUAUGGAAAAAAUCAUCAGAGACAACGACAAUAUGGAUGACUUUGAGAUGCCAACUAAUGGUAACGGAUUGGUUGUGUUUUAUCUAAACACGCUGACGUCAAAGAGAAACGACUUUGUGUUCCGGCUCGUGGAUGAUUUUGAAGGUGACAAACUGUCACGUCAACCUGUCUCUGUAGAUGUGUUCGAUUACUAUGAUCCAGAUAAAUAUUGUCGCAAGAUAUAUGGAACAGGUCCUAACAAAGGUGCAGCUGUGGACUACAAAUGUGAUUCUAAAAACAAACAAUGUAAAUGUCUGCAAAGUUCUUGUGCAGUCUCAGUUGAUAAAGAGAUUUUGAACUUGCUUAAGAACGGACGAAAACCAGCCAUCAAGUUGCUUCAAUACACAUGUAACGUGGAUAAAGCAAACUAUGCCGAUAUAAUCAAAGUUACAAGUAUAUGGUGGAAGAACGAUACUGAUUCUAAAAUACCAAGGGCAUUAACUGAAGUCAACUACUUACUAUACCCCAGGUGCCAAACAACAUGCAAAAGGCGACGAAUUGACACUGUUCUGGAAAUCAAGUUGUCAUUUUCCAAACCUACAGAAAGAUAA
Molecule: messenger RNA, 5188 nt
Organism: Ruditapes philippinarum (Manila clam)
Lineage: Eukaryota; Metazoa; Mollusca; Bivalvia; Venerida; Veneridae
Product: complement C3-like
Exons: 41
Coding region: 104-5188 (1694 amino acids)
Cellular component (GO): extracellular region
Molecular function (GO): endopeptidase inhibitor activity
Source: RefSeq, a predicted model, not a curated record